AUGGGUGGAUGGACGUCCAUUUUCGGUAAUCGACAGGGGGGAGCGGUUCGCCGCCUGUACGAGGAGAGUCGACGAUUGCUUCCUUCGUAUAGCAGCGAUGAGAUCGCUUCCGCGCUGCCAUCAAAGGAGGUCACAAAGGUCGCUCUCCGUCUGAAAUACCUGAUUGAGCAGGUCAUCCCCUUCGAGCUGGAGCGGUCGGCCAUUACCAAGCCCAACAGCGACAUCAUCACGGCGGAGGUCAUACAGACGGCGAAACGGGCCGGCGGGGACGAGUAUCGCGCCUGCGUUAUAUACUGCUUGCUCGUAUGCCACCGGUGGUUCAAGCAGCAGGGUGAGGAGGAACUGUGGCGGGCCGGCCUCCUCGAAUGCCGUGCUCUCGCAUGUGAGGUCAUUGCGGGUCAUAUAAUUGAGACUGAAGAAGACCAGGAUUAUCUCCUCAGGGAGGCCCUCCUGAAACGAUAUUCCAUAUUCCGGAAAGGCGAGGAGACCCAUCCGAUUAAUGUGGUCGAGCGGGCGGUCGAUAUACACGCACUGAGGAUCAUAGGGUCUUCCGGCUAUCAGAAAUGCAUCAAGUACCUCUGGCGAGGCUGGUACAGCCAGGAUGCGCGCGAUCCAUCGCGAUUCGUCGAGUACAAGGAAAAAGACAAUACCUCCUACUGGGCGCAUUUCCGCCCAGAAAGGAUGCGGACUCCGGUGUAUCAGAACGCCGUGCUGAUAUUCUUUUCGCUGCUGUACCUGGCCCUCUAUACGGCCGUCAUCAACACCGUGAAUCCGUCUGGAGACCUGGACAUUGCCGAAGCGAUCCUGUACACGAUGACAAUGUCCUACCUCUGUGACGAGAUAACCAAGUUCUGGAAGAUUGGAAGACACUACCUGGGAUUCUGGAACGUGUUCAAUCUAACGCUGUACACGCUCCUGGCGGUCUCGUUCAUCCUCCGCAUGGUCGCGUUGGCGCAUUCCUCCGACGUGAACGACGAGCAGCGGCGGCACUUCAACCGACUGAGCUACAACUUCCUCGCGUUCGCGGCGCCCAUGUUCUGGAUGCGCCUGCUGCUCUUCCUCGACACGUUCCGCUUCUUCGGCGCAAUGCUGGUGGUGCUCGAGGUUAUGAUGAAGGAGAGCAUCAUCUUCUUCGCGCUGCUGUUCUUCGUCCUCAUCGGCUUCCUCCAGGCGUUUGUCGGGAUGAACGAGACGAAUUUCGGGGUUCCGAUCACGGGGUCGAUCGUCCAGGGCAUGGCGAACAGCAUCAUGCAGAGCCCGAAUUUCGAGCUGUUCCAGGACUUUGCGCCGCCGUUUGGUAUCGUCUUGUACUAUCUGUUCAAUUUCGUUGUCAUGGUUUUACUCCUGAACAUCCUGAUUGCGCUGUACAACAGUUCCUAUUCCGACAUCUCCGGCAACGCAGACGACGAGUUCAUGGCGCUCUUUUCGCGUAAGACAUUACAGUUUGUCCGCGCGCCAGACGAGAACGUUUUCAUACCGCCCUUCAACCUAAUCGAAAUCCUCUUCAUAAGCGCCCCCUUCGAAUGGUGGCUAUCCAAAGAGUCCUACGAGCGCCUAAACCACUACGUCAUGGGCAUCAUCUACUCGCCCCUACUGCUAAUCACGGCAUGGAUCGAGACGCGCGAGGCGCGCCGCAUCCGCCGCAACCGCCGCCGCGGCGAGGAGGACGACACCAUCCAGCAGGAGUGGGAGGAGCUGGCGGCCGAGGUGGAUUUUGACGUCGCGGGCACAGACUGGGAGCAGGCGGUCCAGGAGUCCAAGCCUAAUGUCGAGGUGUCGGCUUGCGUCUUGGAGAUUCGCCAAUUGAAGGAGCAGGUUAGGACGCUGAUGGAGACGGUUAAGGGAAUUUACUCUUCUCGUGCGGUGCGCCGUGUAGUAUUGCUUUCCACGAGGCAGUAG
Molecule: messenger RNA, 1899 nt
Organism: Rasamsonia emersonii CBS 393.64
Lineage: Eukaryota; Fungi; Ascomycota; Eurotiomycetes; Eurotiales; Trichocomaceae
Product: Potassium ion channel Yvc1
Exons: 7
Coding region: 1-1899 (632 amino acids)
Source: RefSeq, a predicted model, not a curated record